Oikopleura dioica is the source of this 882-nucleotide messenger RNA. NCBI's taxonomy places the organism in Eukaryota, Metazoa, Chordata, Appendicularia, Copelata, Oikopleuridae. The record is from the annotation of a GenBank genome assembly.
AUGAAGUUAUUUUCUUCUUUUCUUUUCAAUUCCGCUCUAGCAGGUCAAACUUCCUGUCCAGAUCCAAUCGGCUCUUCCAAAUUAUCAAUCUACACGAGAGAGAACAGAUGCGUGUAUUUCUACGACCAGCGAAAAAAUUUCAUCGACGCGGAAAAUGACUGCGCUCAAAUUUUCGGAGAAGCAGGAAAUUUUGGAAAAUUAGUGACAAUUCAUCACGAGGGCUUUCAAGAGUGGUUUUAUGAAGAGCAAAAGAAGCAGCUCGGGACGUGGUCCAGCAUUUGGAUCGGCCUCCGCGCAGUUUGCGACACCUGCCCUCUAGAAUGGGUCGACAAUCAGCCGAUGCAAUACGAAAACUGGCAAAACGGCGAACCUAACGGCCCCGGGGUGGAAAAUUGCGUCGAGCAACAUGCUUUCAACGAGUGGCCAGGCGACAAUAAUGGACUGUGGAAUGAUAUCUACUGCAGCUCAGAGAUCAAUUAUGCUUGUCAAAUAUUUCCAGCAGGAACGCCAGAGCCUCCGGAGAAAAACUGGCCGACGAAAGGAGGUUGCCCAAAAGGGUGGCUGCAAUUUGCAGGGGCGUGCUAUCUGAUUCCAGUUACUGGCAAUGGAGCAGCAGAGGGUCUUCAGCUGAAAAAUUUUGUUGGCGCUGAAAAUGACUGCAAAUCUCGAUCGCCCGACGCUCACCUCGCUAUUAUCACCAACCAAUUCCACAAAGCUUUCCUCGCAUCUCAAUUCUACCGCCUCAAUCUUUGGUCGACCCCCUACAUUGGCGUCCAUGCUGAGCCGGAAAAUGGCGAGUUUUACUACGUCGAUCGGGAUCCUCUUGUUUACUCGAACUGGAAGGCGAAGAAUCCAAACAUGCCAGACAGUAAGUGUUAUUGA